Molecule: messenger RNA, 1023 nt
Organism: Cryptosporidium ubiquitum
Lineage: Eukaryota; Apicomplexa; Conoidasida; Eucoccidiorida; Cryptosporidiidae
Product: envelop protein
Exons: 1
Coding region: 1-1023 (340 amino acids)
Biological process (GO): peptide transport
Cellular component (GO): membrane
Molecular function (GO): peptide transmembrane transporter activity
Source: RefSeq, a predicted model, not a curated record
AUGUUUCUACAAUUUUUUGGUGACAAAAAAUAUGCCUUAUGGGCAUAUUUAGGAUGGUUUCUAAUCUUAUGUUUAGCUAUUUUUGAGUGUUUCUUUGACACUCACUCUAGCUACCUUAUGGAGUACUAUGCAAAUUGUAUGCAGAGUCUUUUAAAUCCUACUCCUGGAGGUUACAAAGCUACUGUAAACGACUUCUUCCAGUUUAUUUAUGGUUUUUUAUGGAUUGAAAUAGCAGGAGUUUCAUUAUGUAAUGCUUGUAGAGCAAUUUUGGGAAACUUUAUUGCAUUUAAAUGGAGAACAGCUCUAAACAAUUACUAUCUGAAGAAAUGGGAACACCUUAAGAUCAUUGAAGGUGCUUCCCAGAGAAUUCAAGAAGAUUGUCAAAAGUUUGCUGUAAUUUUAGAAACUAUUGCUAUUGAAAUGUUAUACUGGUUUUGCAAGGCAUUUGCUUUUUACCGACUUGUUGUUAAGUAUGGUAAAAUGUUAUCUUUUGUACCAUUCUUUGGAUCUCACUCUCACUCCUUGUUAUUUGCUGCUUUAAGCUUUGAUUUAAUAUGUUUUAUUCCAUUAAUUAUUUCAGGAAUUAAGCUUCCAAGCAUUGAAUAUGAGAACCAAGUACUUGAAGCAUCUUAUAGGAAAAAGUUAAUUUAUUCAGAAGGAGUUUCUAUACAAGAUGAAGACCUUACAACAAUCAGGAAACUUUUCAUUGAAGUUAAAAAAAAUAGCUUUCAAAUGUAUAAGCACAUGAUGUUCGUUGAUUCUGCAUCUACUGCAACUAUUUUUUUCAGACAAUACUUUGUUGGCCUUUUUAUUAUUCCUUCUUACCUAAAAGGAGACAUAGAUUUUGGUAUAUAUACUGCUUCAGUGGCUGUUGUAAAUAAUAUGCUCAGAAUUCUUUCUUAUAUUCGACAGGAAUGGAGUAAUCUCAUUGAAUUACUUUCAAUCAAACAGAGACUUGACGGAUUUGAAAUCUAUUUAAAAGAACACAGUGAAACUCAGACAUUGGUUGGCAAUCAGGAGUAG